Messenger RNA from Maniola jurtina (meadow brown), 1794 nucleotides. Its product is annotated as mitochondrial enolase superfamily member 1-like. Gene Ontology annotation, biological process: carbohydrate catabolic process; amino acid catabolic process. The record is from RefSeq and is a predicted model, not a curated record. The transcript is spliced from 9 exons. Lineage: Eukaryota; Metazoa; Arthropoda; Insecta; Lepidoptera; Nymphalidae. The coding region runs from base 64 to 1437 and encodes 457 amino acids. Gene Ontology annotation, molecular function: L-fuconate dehydratase activity; magnesium ion binding.
GGGAAGAUAACAAAACAGGUAGUGUAAGAUAGUCGUCGUCGGCAUCCACACGCGUUUGUGAUAAUGCCAUUUCCAAGUAGAGACGGGUUAAAAAUCACUCAAAUUGACGUUGAAGAUGUGAGGUUCCCAACUUCCCUCGGAGGACAUGGAUCAGACGCUUUGCACACAGAUCCCAAUUACUCCUGCGCAUAUGUGACGACGAGCACGGAGAAUGGCAAGCAGGGCUUCGGGCUGACGUUCACCUGCGGCCGAGGCACUGAAAUCGUGGUGCUAACGGUUCGAGCCAUGAAGAAGUUUAUUGUGGGACGAAACGCUGCAGACAUCUUCGCCGAUUUCGCUGGCUUCUGGCGCGCUAUCACUAACGAUUCACAGAUGAGAUGGCUCGGCCCUGAAAAAGGCGUAGUACAUUUAGCCGUGGCAGCCAUUCUGAACUCUUUAUGGGAUUUGUGGGCCAGACUUGAAAACAAACCUUUAUGGAAACUGUUGGUUGACUUAACACCAGAGGAAUUGGUAUCAACCAUAGACUUUCGCUACAUAACCGACGUGAUAACUAAAGAUGAAGCUAUUCAAUUGUUAAAAGACAAGCGUGCCGGGAAAGAAGAAAGAGUAAAACAACUGUUGGAACAAGGAUAUCCGGCGUAUACUACACAAGUAGGUUGGCUGGGUUACAGCGAUGAACUUGUAAAGGAAUUAUGCAAUAAAUAUUUAAGUCUGGGUUUCAAACACUUCAAAGUCAAAGUAGGACUCAAUUUAGAAGACGACAUUCGAAGAUGCAGCGCAGUACGCAAAUACAUCGGCGAUGACAAAACUCUGAUGGUAGAUGCAAACCAAGCAUGGAGCGUUGGUGAAGCUAUCGAAUGGAUGCAGAAACUAGCGCCCUUGAAACCGAUGUGGAUUGAGGAACCAACCUCGCCUGACGAUGUGUUAGGUCAUGCCGCUAUAUCACAAGCUCUGAAACCGUAUGGCAUAGGAGUGGCGACGGGUGAAAUGUGCGCGAAUCGCGUGAUGUUCAAACAGUUCCUGCAGAGUGGCGGCAUGCAGUACUGUCAGAUCGACUCGGCUCGCAUCGGCGGUGUUAACGAGAUCCUAUCCGUUUAUCUCAUGGCUGAAAAACUUAAAGUGAAAGUGUGCCCCCACGCGGGCGGCGUGGGUCUGUGCGAGAUGGUGCAGCAUCUACAGCUGUGGGACUACGCCUGCGUGUCUGGGUCUAUGGAAGAGCGGCUUAUCGAGUACGUCGACCAACAGCACGAACAUUUCUAUGACCCAUGUGUAGUGGAGAACGCUAGAUAUCUCGCUCCUAAGUUACCGGGAUACAGUACGAAAAUGUUUCCAGAAACUCUUCAAAAGUUCUCUUAUCCCAAAGGAAGCGAAUGGCAAUCCAUGUUCAAAGAAGGAAUAUUCCCACCGCCCGAUGAAGCUGAAUUAGUCAAUGUGUAAAACAAAAACAUCAUUUAUGUGAAAAUAUAAUAUAUAUUUUCGUCAAAUUUUUUUGGAAAUAUAAAAUUGUUCAAAAAUAGUAUUUUAAUUACUUGCUUAAAACUAAUAUGCUACAGUCCUACAACAGUCGUCGAAUACCUACAGAAUACCCUUGACUAUUGAAAAUCUGUUCAGGAACAUAAAUUGUGUCAAAAAGUAAGAAUUACAUACCAGUCAUGUUAAACAAUUCAAAAUCCGCAAUAAAUAACCAUAAUUCUACUUCAAACUUCUUUUUCAAAAUGGACUCAAUUAGUUUUAAUGCUUUAUAAUUUCAAAGAAAGCAUUGAAGCAGGCUAGUCAAAGUAACAUAAAAAUAAA